Dicrocoelium dendriticum is the source of this 3759-nucleotide messenger RNA. The record is from the annotation of a GenBank genome assembly. NCBI's taxonomy places the organism in Eukaryota, Metazoa, Platyhelminthes, Trematoda, Plagiorchiida, Dicrocoeliidae.
AUGCUGUUGGCACAUUCGGAAUUAAAACCUAAUGUAAUCGCAACAGGAGUGCUGAGCAUUUUGAUUUACUUCCUUCGUUCCUGUUCUUCUGAGUCUGAAGAAAACUUUCGUUUGUGGGCAGACGAGUUCGAAAAAGCCUUCAGUGAACUGCAGUCAAUAACCGGUCAGGAAUACUUACAAACGGUCUAUGAGCAUUCGAAGUUCACCCCACUGGACAUUUCGGAGGAAGUUGCAUUUGCUUUCCUUGACAAGGCCGUUGGAAGAAUCAAGAAGAUUGUCGACCAGAAGAUGGGACUGGUUAACCGAAUCAAAGAAGCGGCCGAAAUCGCUCAUAAAAGUAGGACAACGGACAAUGUCACAGCGUGUUACCACAGAGCCAAAGCUGUUUCUCUCACACCAACCAUCUUGCUACCGAACUCAACAUUAAACUGCACCGAGAAACACUACUUGCCUUUGGAAGCUAACCCUCUAUUUGAGAAUCAAUAUGUAUCGAGCAACAACUCUGUUGCCCACGUUCCAACCAAUGUGUACGAUUUGUCAAACGCUUUGAUGGCUGUGGGUGGUUGGACUGCAUCACUUGAUUCGGUCUUUAAAGAGAAUACGGUACUCGAUCCGACGGUAAAGUGGCAGUACUUUGGAAGUUCCACGGGAUUUUUUCGCUUUUAUCCAGGUGCAAUGUGGGAAAUACAGUUGGAUGAACCCAGACUGGAUUUUUUCGACUGUCGUUCACAACCCUGGUAUCUGGCAGCUUCCUCCUAUCCCAAAGAGAUGAUUAUUCUCAUUGACAAGAGUGGCAGUAUGAAAGGACGCAGUGAUAUUAUCUCCAACGCCACUGCAGCUGAAAUUUUGAAUACCCUAACAGAAAACGAUUUUUUCAACAUUAUUAUGUUUUCAGAUACUCCGAAAUACGCCGAUCCAGCAUUAUCGGAGAAUCUCAUCCCGGCACUCAAGUACAACAAGGAUCGAUUGAUAAAAAGGUUUCAAGAUUUCACUCCUAACGGGACCGCCUCGUUCGAACGAGCGCUGACAGAAGCUUUCAACUUGCUCAACAAAACCGAGGUGUAUCGACCAGAUGCAAAACACUGUAAUCAACUACUGAUGUUCAUCACUGAUAGCGUACCAGCAUCCUACAAAGACAUAUUUGAAAAAUACAAUCCUGAGAAAAACGUUCGCGUAUUCGUCUUCUUGCUUGGCCAACACUCCUACGCCGAGCCGUAUGUGGGUGAGCUGGCUUGCUUUAACCGAGGUUACGCAGUUACAAUAGCAACGCUUGCGGACGUUAAAGAAAAUGUACUGAAAUAUUUAAACGUGGUGGCCCGACCGAACGCUCUGACCAAGCACAAUUUCACCAUAUGGACGGGAGCCACGGUUCAGCAAUUCAACCUUAAAGCGUAUUCCAUAAAGAUCCCCCUUUCAAAAGGUUAUGCACAUACGGAGUACACUACGAUUCCGGCCGAAAUAGACACAAUGAUUGCAUCAAAGGAGGAGGACACCACAAUGUACACGUCUGUCGCCGUCGCAGUGUACGAUCAGACGAACAAAGCAGUACGCUUAAAGGAGGGAAAUUUACUUGGGGUUGCUGGGAUCGAUGUGCCACUGCAGUCUUUCAAAGAUACAUUACGUGGUUUUGAGCAGGUAAUACAGAACAAUCGUUUCCUCGUAGUUAACAUGCCGAAGUUAGUAAUUCGUAGUAGUUUGAUUAUGACUUCCUUCUUGGCUAUCGUCUCGCGGCAAUACGAGCAUAUGAAGAAUUUUGCACCUGUGUACGGUGAUCCUACAACCCAUUUCAACGGAACACGCAAUUAUACGCCGGAGUCCGCCACCAUUAGCCCGUACCACUUCUGCCAGUUUGAUUCCAAUCUGGCUGCAACUUAUCUUAUGGACCCCUUGAGUGCGCUUCGUGAGGUGCUUACCGAGGGCAAGUUGGAGAGUUUCAAGUGUGACGCAGAUUUUAUCGAACGACUGUACGUGGAUGCAGAGGAAACAAAAGGUUUGUAUAACUUCUGGAGGCAUGCUGAGUCAAAUGAGCUGAUGUCAAAGUGGGGCGUUCAGCAAGCUUUCAGCUUCCAUCACUCUGGUCUUAUACGGGCCUACAAUUCUACCAAACCUUCCUACAGUAAUUUCAUACUCGAUCAUCGCCUGGGACCAGAGGACCCCCUGUACGCGGAAACGGUUCUGACCACAGACUACUUUAAUUCGGAAAGGAUACUGGUGUUUCAGCCGCCACCAAAUGACCUUUUUCGACAAUACUCAAGCCAGGGGCUGGAUGUUCCCAUCUCAGUGACGCAGACCGUGUACCUCGGUUCGCGACCGGUUCCAAUGGCCGUCGUUGGCUUGCAGGUGACCCAUCAGAAAUUGCGGCUUAUUUUUGACGAAAUAACCAGCGACUGCGUUUCAGAAGACUGUCAGAAAUGUGGAAGUCCACAUGUGGAUUGCUACCUCAUCAACCAAGCUUCCCUUGUGCUGGUCUCGUCUGGAGGGGAGAAACAGGUGGGACAAAGUUUGAAGGAGAUCAACUGCGCCCUUGUAGAAGACUUGGUUCAACGCUCAAUACUCACCCAGUUCUACGUGUACAACUUUCAAGGGAUUUGUAUUGACAAACCCCGAACAACGCACAGCUUCGGGGCACGUUUGCGCGCGCCUUUACAGAAAUUAUUUCGAUUGCUCUCACAAAUCGCCCAUUGUUUCAUACUGCUAUGUAUCAGCCUUUUCGAAUCUCUCGAUCCUUUACCUAUCGCUGGACAAAAAUGGGGGCAUCAGAGUGAGACUGCCGGUGCUGCUAAAAGACACGGAGAAAGCAAGUUUCUUGAGCUGAAUAAACAAGAAGACCAUUUGAAAGGACCUUUCGUUGCUUAUGAAAGCAGUCCGUUUCAUACGACGAGUGAUGGGUUGGAAGCAUUGCCCUCCAUGCUGGACACAAGUGAUCCGGACUGGAAGAGACCUGUGCAAUAUGGAGGCGAGGGCGAUGAUUCACUGAGAAUUCCCGCUCUCCCGCCCCUAGAUAUUGAUACGGAGUCCAUUGGGGCAGAGCCCAAGGCCGAUAUCGCUUCCACCGGUUCGUCGAGUUCCGAGCCAGAGUUAAUGGAAGCACCGAUGGACGAUAUGUUUGGUAAAAUGGAUCAAGAUCCCUACGAGGCGCAGCUUCGGGCGCUGACAACCAUUGAGGCCUGUCGCCGCGACCAGGGAAUGCUGGUCCAUUUCGGACAAGAACCAAGCGAUACAGACCCAGAUGACGCGAAUGAAACUUAUGGCACUGUGCAAAAUGUGACCAUAGUGCCGGGAAGUUUGCUAAACUGCGUCCAGAUAUCGGUACAACAAAGGUGUAGAUCGGGUUCCGCGACCAGCAGUUUUACAGAACGACAUGCAUGCGAAGCUGUGUGUGAAAUUGUGCGUGAAAGAAUGCCUCAUUUGAUCAGUAAGAUAGAUGACUGCAAACAGCCGCUCACAUCGUGCACCGAGCGUUACAUGAUGCAUCAGAUUGUGAUUCACGGGUUCGAGGCUCCGUCAACCUCGACGGAUCAGUCCAAUGGACGGGUGGAUUCACAAAAGAAGGCAGGACCGUCCGAGGGAACGUAUGAAACAACGGGAGAAUAUUGCCAUGAGUGCGGUACCAGGCGUUGGUGGCUCAAACGAAUCAAAGGGACGAAUCUCUUCCUGCUGGUUGACCACGAAGCCCCAGGAGGUAGUACUGCAUCCUGCAAAUGCGCGUGUCGAAAGCGCUUUGGAUUCGGAACGCAAAUAAUCGAUAUCCUUUUGUGA